GGCGCUUAAACCCCCCGACCUUCCGAUCAGUGAUCCAGUAACCCACAGCCUUAACCGAUUGAGCCACCACUUCCCCCAAAUGUAAGGACAAUCAGGCCCUGGAGCUCGGUGAUCAGGAUAGUGGCAUUCCACCAUGACCAGAUCAACCGUCAUUCUUGUUGAUGCCCUGGAUGAAUUAAAAGAGGAUGAGUUUGAGAGAUUUGUGUUUUUUCUUGCUCAAAGUCCACCAGUUGGUUUCGAAAGAAUUCCCAGGGGAAAGCUGGACAAAAAGUCAAGAGAGAAAGUGAUUGAUGAACUAAUAAUGAAUUACAAGGAGGACAAUGCUCUUUUGGUCACUAUAGGCAUUUUGAAAGAAAUGAAGAAGAACCAGCUCGCAAGUGUAAUAGAAGAGCAAAUGAAACAAAAACGGAAAAUGUCUGAUCCAAACACUGUGCCUAUAAAGAAGCAGAAACUGGCCAAUGCACCGAAUCAAUCGUGUCCACCCGACAAACUGAAAAACACAACAGACAAAGGAAUAGAGCAAGAUCUUCACAGUCUCAUGACAAAACAUAAAAACUGGCUAAAAAUGAAACAUCAUUUCAUAAUUGAAGAGACUGCUAAAGAUAAGAAAAAGAUUCCACUCAAUGGCAUAUACACAGAUCUUAUAAUUACAAAAGGAGAGAGUGAAGCUCGUGAUAAUGAGCAUGAGAUUUUGAUGAAUGAGAAUUCACAAUUUUUAUAUGAGACCAAAAUCAACUGCAAUGACAUCUUUGGUCCGAACGAAGAAGAAAUCAAGACGGUUCUUACGAAAGGUGUCGCUGGCAUUGGAAAAACAGUCAGUGUGCAGAAAUUCAUCCUUGACUGGGCUGAGAAUAAAGCCAAUCAGGACAUAAUGUUUCUGUUUGUACUUCCGUUUCGUCAGCUAAACCUGAUUAAGUCUAAACCUGAUGAUGGUUUGAGUCUUCAUGAACUUUUGGUCCACUUUCAUCCCGCACUUAAAGGCUGUCACUCAGAGAAGUACGUCGACAAGAAAAUCUUAUUCAUAUUUGAUGGCCUAGAGGAGAGCAGAAUUGAAAUGAGCUUUAGACAAGCUCCUGAUAUCUAUGAUGUUAACGCUAAAUCCACAGUGGAAGCUUUAAUUAUAAACAUCAUCAACAGAAAUUUAUUACCUUCUGCUCUUAUAUGGAUAACGUCUCGACCAGCAGCAGCCAAUCAGAUACCAUCCCAGCACAUUGACCUAGUGACAGAAAUUCAGGGAUUCAGUGACUCCCAAAAGGAGGAGUACUUUAGAAAGAGAGUUGCUGAUGACCAAGCCAACAGAAUCAUCUCACACAUUCGAACAGCAAGGAGUCUUUACAUUAUGUGCCACAUUCCGGUCUUUUGUUGGAUUUCGGUUACAGCUCUUCAGCCUUGGCUUACCCGCAAGUGCAAAGAAGAAAUCCCUACAACUCUGACUGAAAUGUACUCUCACUUUUUACUUGUUCAGAUGAACAGGAAGAAUGAAAAGUUUGAUGAGAACCCUGAAAUGGAUUCACAGUCACUGCUUGAGUCCAACAAAAAAAUGAUCCUGAAACUUGCUGAGUUGGCAUUCAAACAGCUGCAAAAAGGCAACGUCCUCUUUUAUGAAACAGACCUAAACGAGUGUGGAAUCGAUGUCCAAGAAUCAUUUUUAUACUCUGGACUUUGCACUGAAAUCUUUAAAAUGGAAUCUGCUUUUUACCGUAGAAAGGUCUACUGCUUUGUGCACUUGAGCUUUCAAGAAUUUUUUGCUGCUCUCCAUGUGUUCUAUUGUUACUUAAGCAAGAACAUUGAGGAAGUGAAGAUGUUUCUUCCAAAGACCAAGGCCAAGACUUCAGAAAUACAUUUGGAUGUCCUAAUGAAGCAUGCAGUGGAUGAGGCCUUGAAGAGCAAGAAUGGACAUCUUGAUCUUUUCCUCCGUUUUCUUCAUGGCAUGUCAUUGGAAUCCAACCAGAGACUCCUGCAAGGUGUACUGCCCCAAUCCAAGAGCAGCUCUGAAAGCAUCAAGAAAAUAAAACAGACUCUGAAGCGUGGACAAAAAAAGAACAUUAACCCUGAGCGCUGGUUGAAUCUUUCACACUGUUUAAUAGAAAUGAAGGAUGACACACUACAGCAAGAAAUUCAGACUUACCUUAAGUCAAAAAAUAAAUCCAAAAAGCUCACUCUUGCACACUGUUCUGCAAUGGCUAACAUGUUUCAAGUUUCAGAGGAGGUGAUGGAUGAAUUGGAUCUGAAAAAGUACAAUACAACAGAAGAGGGACGUAGAAGACUCAUCCCAGCUUUAAGGAACUGCAAAAAGGCAAUCCUGGCAGACUGCAACCUUAGCGAGAAGUCCUGUGAAAAUAUUGCAUCAGCCUUACAGUCAGCAAAUUCACCCCUGAUAGAGCUGGACCUGAGCAACAAUGAUCUACAGGAUGAGGGACUGAAACUGCUCUACGAAGGCCUGAAGAGUACAAAUUGUAAAUUACGGAUACUUUGUCUCUCCAACUGUAAGCUGACCAAAUUUUCAUGUGAAGUUGUUGCUUCAGCUCUAAAAUUAAGAAAGUCAUCUCUGAGAAAUCUGGACCUAAGCCACAAUGACCUGCAAAAGGGAAUAAAUCAGCUGUGUAUUGCACUAAAGAACCAAAACUGUAAACUGGACACAUUAAGGAUCUCAGAUAGUAAACUCACUGUAGAAUCCUGCCAAUACAUUGGUCCAGCUAUAGCAAAGUCACCUCUGAGAGAACUGGAUCUGAGUUGCAAUAACCUGGGAGACGCUGGAAUGAACCUGCUCUCUGAUGGACUGAGAAGUUUAAAAUGUAAACUGAACAUACUGAAACUUUCAGACUGUAAACUCACUGAGCAGUCUUGUACAGACAUCUAUUCAUUUCUGCAUAAAUCAAACUCAUCCCUGAGAGAGCUGGACCUAAGUGAUAACGACCUGCUGGACUCUGGUGUAAAAACACUGUCUGCUGGAUUUAAGAGUUCAGGAUGUGUUUUGGAAAUACUGAGGCUGUCUGGCUGUUGUCUCACCGCAAGAAGCUGCUCUUCACUCACUUCAGCUCUGGAGUCAAACCCUACACAUCUCACAGAGCUUGACUUAAGCUACAAUCAUCUAGGUUUGGAUUCAGAAUGGGAACAACUUUUAUCAAUGAAGAGAAGUUCAGUCUAUAAACUGGAGACCAUUAAAAUGGACCAAAGAGGGGAGCUAAGAAAAGCACCAGGACUCAAGAAGUAUGCCUGCAAGCUGACACUGGACCCGAGCACAGCCCACACGCGCCUCUCGCUGACCACUGAUAACACCAGGAUGACGCUCAUGAGAGAAGAUCAGCCAUGUCAAAACUCCAGACAGAGAUUUCAGUACGCAACACAGGUGUUGUGUAGAGAGAGUCUGUCUGGACGUUGUUACUGGGAGGUUGAGUGGCAUCAGGGGGCCUCCAUCGCUGUGGCGUACAAAUCUAUCAGCAAGAAGGGACGCAGAAAUGACUGCUUGUUCGGACAUUCCAAAAAGUCCUGGAGCCUGGAGUUCGAGAAUGAUUACAGUUGCUCAGUAGUGCACAAUAACAAGAGCACGGUCAGAUCACAUCUUGAGUGUAACAGAGUAGGAGUGUAUGUCGACUGCCCAGCUGGAAUUCUCUCCUUUUACGCCAUCUCUGCAGAAACUCUGACACUCAUACACACAUUUCGCACAGUGUUUAUUGAACCACUUUUUGCAGGAUUUGGACUCAAGGAUGGGCAUGCCUCCAUCUCUCUCAUCCAUCCAUGAAGCUAAAAUUAAAAUAAAUUGCCACUUAAUAUAUUUUAUAUAAAUAGA
Clarias gariepinus (North African catfish) is the source of this 3790-nucleotide messenger RNA. Its product is annotated as NACHT, LRR and PYD domains-containing protein 3-like. Gene Ontology annotation, molecular function: protein binding. The transcript has 10 exons. Lineage: Eukaryota; Metazoa; Chordata; Actinopteri; Siluriformes; Clariidae. The coding region runs from base 134 to 3742 and encodes 1202 amino acids. The record is from RefSeq and is a predicted model, not a curated record.